GUCUCCCCACGCGGAUUGUUCUGGAGCUUUCUAGCAGUUUCGUUGAAUGCGGAUAUUAGCGGCCGGCGUCAGGGUCAGUCAGUGAGAGGCGGGCGCCGGCAGGAGAGCACCUCACAGCACACACAGGAGAGCCAACUGACAAAGACGAGUGUUAUAUACAGAAACAUACAUAUUAUAUUUUGAAAGACGCCACUACCACCCACAGCAGUAGCUAAACACCCAAAACACGCAGCAUCAUCAUCAUGUCGGUGGUGGGGAUCGAUGUGGGUUUCCAGAACUGCUAUAUCGCCGUGGCCAGGAGCGGAGGCAUCGAGACCAUCGCCAACGAGUACAGCGACAGGUGCACCCCGUCUUGUGUAUCACUGGGAGCUAAGAACCGUGCUGUUGGAGCUGCUGCCAAAACUCAGAUCGUGAGUAAUGCAAAGAAUACUAUUCAAGGAUUUAAGCGAAUGCAUGGAAGGACUUUUGAAGACCCAUUUCUGCAGACUGAAAAGAACAAACUGUCAUAUGAGCUUCAGAAAAUGCCGAGCGGUGGCGUUGGAAUUAAAGUGCGUUACAUGGAUGAAGACCGUGUUUUUGCUAUUGAGCAGGUGACUGGAAUGUUGAUGACUAAACUGAAGGAGACUUCAGAGAGUGCACUGAGGAAACCAGUGGCAGAUUGUGUCAUUUCGGUUCCUAGCUUUUUCACUGAUCUAGAAAGGAGGUCUGUGAUUGAUGCUGCUCAAGUGGCAGGGCUCAACUGUUUGCGGCUAAUGAAUGACACCACUGCAGUUGCUCUUGCUUACGGUAUCUACAAACAAGAUCUACCUACCCCAGAGGAGAAACCAAGGAAUGUGGUGUUUGUAGAUAUGGGACAUUCAGCCUAUCAAGUUUCCAUUUGUGCGUUUAACAAGGGAAAACUUAAGGUUCUUGCAACUGCUUUUGAUCCCUAUUUGGGGGGUAGGAAUUUUGAUGAGGUAUUAGUAGAAUACUUCUGUGAAGAAUUUAAGACCAAAUACAAGCUGAACGUGAAGAGCAAUAUCCGAGCAGUACUUCGUCUAUAUCAAGAGUGUGAGAAAUUGAAGAAGCUAAUGAGUGCAAAUGCUUCUGAUCUCCCGAUGAAUAUAGAAUGCUUCAUGAAUGAUAUUGACGUUUCUGGUAAAAUGAACAGACCUCAGUUUGAAGAACUUUGUGCCUCUUUUUUAACCAGAGUGGAGCCACCUUUGAAAAGCAUCAUGGAACAAGCCAAAUUACAGUUUGAAGACAUUUACUCUAUUGAAAUUUUGGGUGGAGCCACAAGAAUUCCAGCCGUAAAAGAACGAAUUGGGAAAUUCUUUGGCAAGGACAUCAGCACGACCCUUAAUGCUGAUGAAGCUGUGGCCCGAGGCUGUGCACUACAGUGUGCAAUACUUUCCCCUGCAUUCAAAGUGCGUGAAUUUUCCAUCACUGAUGUAGUUCCUUUCCCAAUCACUUUGAAAUGGAAAUCUACAAGUGAGGAAGGAUUGGGGGAGUGUGAAGUUUUCAACAAAAACCACGCAGCACCAUUCUCUAAAGUCAUCACCUUCUACAAAAAGGAACCAUUUGACCUUGAAGCAUAUUACAGUUCUCCACAGGAAUUACCGUAUCCAGAUUCUAGAAUAGGUCGCUUUACUAUUCAAAAUGUGACUCCUCAAACUGAUGGUGAAAACUCCAAAGUGAAAGUCAAAGUCCGUGUGAAUGUCCAUGGCAUUUUCAGUGUCUCUAGUGCAUCGCUGAUUGAGAAACUAAAAGAGGGAGGCCAGGGUGAAGAGGUUCCCAUGGAAACAGACCACACUCAGCGUGUGGCUAAUACAAAACUGGAUGACCAGGUCAAUAUGCAGGUUGAUCAGGAAGAUGUGCCUCCACAGCAAAAAGACCAGGAAGAGCAAAAUCCAACUUCUCAGGAGAUCCCAAAAGCUGGUUCUGAAGCAAAGAGUGAGACUACUGGAGAAAAUAAACCAGACAGUACAAAACCCAAGAUAAAGGUGAAGAGUGUGGACUUGCCGAUAAAAUGUGAACUCCUCCAACAGCUUGGCCAGGAUCUCCUCAACAACUUUGUUGAAAAUGAGGGGAAGAUGAUUAUGCAAGACAAGCUAGAAAAGGAGAGAAAUGAUGCUAAAAAUGCAGUUGAAGAAUAUGUGUAUGAAAUCAGAGACAAAUUGUGUGGAAUUUAUGAGAAAUUCAUCAGUGAAGAGGACAAAAGUAAAUUUUCAUUACUGCUGGAGGACACUGAAAAUUGGCUUUAUGAAGAUGGAGAGGACCAGCCCAAACAAGUGUAUCUUGAUAAACUGGAGGAGCUAAAGAGACUUGGGCAACCAGUUCAGAACAGAUUUAAGGAGCAUGAGGAGAGGCCAAAGGCAUUUGACGAGUUGGGCAAAAAGAUCCAACUGUUUAUGAAGGUUGCUGAAUCGUAUAAAAAUAAGGAUGAGAAAUAUGAUCAUAUUGAACCAACUGCAAUGGACAGUAUGGAGAAAAAUAUCACCAGUUCUAUGGAUUGGAUGAACUGUCGAAUGAUUGCACAAAAUAAGCAGUCGCUAGCUGAAGAUCCAGUUGUGAAGGUGGCUGAGAUAAGGAGCAAGAUUAAGGAAAUGGAAACCUUUUGUGACCCUAUUGUUAACAAACCAAAGCCUAAAGUUGAGUCACCUCCAGAAAAGGAGGAAGGAAAGACCAAUGGACCAGUUAAUGGGCAGAAUGGGACUGAACCAAAGUCUGAACCAACUGGCGCAGCUGGUGACAACCCCAAGCAAACCAAGCAGCAAAAUCCAACAGAGACCCAGACCACAGAAAUGGAAGUAGACUGAAUAUUGCUGCCUCCUUUCCAAAAGAGUCCUUUGUGUCUGUCAUCUCAGGCACUACAAUUUUUGUUGUAUGUCUAGCUUUUCAUGGCACAAAUUCAGUUAUUCUCAAAUGUAACUAGCUCAGUGGUUCAAUGUCAUUAGUAUUAAAAUAGUGAAAAUAAGUAGCCUCUCAGAUUGGCUAAAUAGUUUAAAUGUGGUAAUGGUGUCUGUUAGCUGCAGGUCUAUAUUCUACAAUCUUUUCAUGGAGAGUACUUUUCAUACCCAAUUUACAAACGCCGGAUUUCUGAAAAUAAAGGAGGCAUUUCAGUACUGAGAA
Callorhinchus milii (elephant shark) is the source of this 3111-nucleotide messenger RNA. Its product is annotated as heat shock 70 kDa protein 4L. The record is from RefSeq and is a predicted model, not a curated record. Gene Ontology annotation, cellular component: nucleus; cytosol. Lineage: Eukaryota; Metazoa; Chordata; Chondrichthyes; Chimaeriformes; Callorhinchidae. Gene Ontology annotation, molecular function: ATP-dependent protein folding chaperone; ATP binding. Gene Ontology annotation, biological process: protein folding. Bases 243 to 2798 code for a protein of 851 amino acids. The transcript has 19 exons.